CUCCUAGUUAGUUCUCAUUACAGCCGAGGAAAAGUUACAAGUGACGGAAACACACCGUGUAUGCUGCUGACACAUCAACCGGUUAAACAAGCUAGAUCUAAAACCAUCACCACAACCAACAACUGCUGAACUGCUCCCUUCAAUGUGAAGCACCAGUGUUAAGGAUGGACAAGCUUUCUGUGGGCGACAAAGCAGCUUCAAGCAGACCAAACCGCUGGGUGGAUCCGUCCUUCGCAGACCUGCCGGCUGACAGCUUCGCUCCGUCCAGACGGAGAAAGGCCAGCCAGGUUUCGUGCUCCAAGGCUGAGCCCAAGAGGCCCAGGAAGAGGGCAGUAGAGUCCGCCAGCUCAGACAGUCACACGUCCCGUCUGCUGACAGAGUCAGCAGAUGGGGACCAGGAUGAGCCGUGGGUGGACAGAUACUCGCCGCGUUCUCAGGCCGAGCUAGCUGUCCACAAGAAGAAGAUAGAGGAAGUAGAGAACUGGAUGAGAGUUCACUCAAACACAUCGAAGGGCAGAGUCUUGCUGCUGACCGGGCCAUCCGGCUGCGGGAAGACCACCACGGUCCAGGUUUUGUCUCGGGAGCUGGGCCUCAGGGUUCAGGAGUGGACCAACCCCUCCAGCCUGGAGCUGUACAGCAGUGGUCAGAGCGACUGGAGGACAAAUGGCUUGUCCUUCAGCUCCCAGUUAGCCCAGUUCCAGGAGUUCCUCCUCCGAGCGAACAAGUACAACUGCCUGAAGAUGUUGGGGGACGGAGCGGCCACAGACAGAAAGCUCAUACUGAUGGAGGAUUUCCCAAACCAGUUCUACAGGACACCUGGCAGCCUGCACGACAUUCUGAGGCGCUUUGUAAAGACCAGCCGAUGUCCCCUGGUGUUCAUCGUGUCCGACAGUCUGAGUGGAGACAGCAGCUCACGCAUUCUGUUCCCCAGGGAGAUCCAGGAGGAGCUGGACAUCCGCAGCAUCAGUUUUAACCCCGUGGCUCCGACCACAAUGAUGAAGGUCCUGACUCGGAUUUCAACGGCGGAAGCAGGAAAGAGCUGUGGGAGGAUGUGCAUCACAGACCAGGCGGUGUUAGAGACGCUUUGUUCAGGAAGCCCGGGAGAUAUUCGCAGCGCCAUCAACAGCCUCCAGUUCUCCUCCCUCUCAGACACGUCGUUGGAAAAGGGGCUGUGGAGGAUGAAGAAGGACAGACCUGUGUCUUCGCUGAGCAAAGCCGUUUCCAGAACGAACCAGCGGAAGAAGAAGUCCAAACCGACAAAGGAGCUGGAGGAGGAGCAGGCGAUUGGAGGGAAAGACGCUUCUCUGUUUCUGUUCAGAGCACUGGGGAAGAUCCUACACUGCAAACGAGGUAAACAAGAAGAUGUUGAAGCAGCUGAAUGUGUCCCUGGACCUGGUCUACCAUCUCACCUGUCUCAUCAUCACAGAGAAGCAUUACUUGUAGAACCUGAGCUGGUUGUUGAGCGUUCCCACAUGUCGGGAGAGUUCUUCAACCUGUACCUCCAUCAGAACUACCUGGACUUCUUUUCUGAGGUGGAGGACGUGGACCGAGCCAGCGAGUAUCUGUCUGACGCCGACCUCCUCACUUCUGAUUGGACGAGUCGCAGCACCAUGGGGCAGUACGGGUCCUCAGUGGCCACCAGGGGGCUCCUUCACUCCAACGCCCAACAAGUUUCUGUUGGCUUCAGACCGCUUCACAAACCGGACUGGCUGCUGGUCAACAAGAAGCACCGGGAGAAUUGCCUGGCGGCCCAGUCCCUGUUCAGGAACUUCUGUCUGACACCAGUCAGCCUGCAAACGGAGCUGCUGCCAUACCUGGCCAAACUCACCAACCCAAUGAGGAACCAAGCUCAGAUAGCUUUCAUCCAGGACGUGGGUCAGAUGUCACUGAGGAGGUUCCCCGGCAGAUUAAAACUGGAGGCUCUGACGGACAAGGAGCCGGCCCAGCUGGACAAGGACAGCGAGGAGGAAGAGGAGAGUCGGGGCGGCGUUGAGGAGGGUCUGCCGGCCAGUCAGCCCCAACCUACUGCAUGCCAAGUCCUUCUGGAGGAGGAGGACCUGAUCAUAGAGGACUACAACAGUGACUAACACACUCAACUCUGACAUACUGGGACAAAGUUACACUUUUUCACUGUCAAAUUUUUGCAUGGAUUUCUGGUUUAGUACGGAGGGCGAUAAGUGCCACGCUAAGGAGAAUUUUGCAUUUUUCCACGAUUGUAAAAUUGAUCCUAGAACUUAAAUUAUUCUUCACAGAGCUGAAACUGUUCUUCUUGAUAUGUUGCUGACUGUGAUAAUAGCUCUAGUAUUACAAGGUGUUUAUGCCUCAUUGAGGUGUCAUAUGUACAAGAAAUUAUCAUUUUUUAGAAACCAGCUUGUCUUUAAGAACCUGAAAUAAAUGUGAAUCCGUAGCUUGAUAUAGGCUCUUAAUAAUAUGAAAGCACAGGACUUAAUUCCAAUAAUUUCCCAAAAGUGGCCCUUAAAGAAAUAAUUCAACCCAAAAAUGACAUUUGUACAUCAAUACCUUACUAUGUGUUACCUCGAAUUCUUGAAGAAAACUUAGUUUUACUAACAUGCCUCCAUGGUGAUCAAAGGAUCAAAACACGGAAAAAACUUCUUGAUGAAUUGCUCACUUCCCAAACACAUGCAUCUCCUCUUAAACCUUGCUAUUGACGCUUGAGUCCACACGAGUCUGGACCAAUUGAUUUUGUUAAAGGUCGAUUUGAUACGAUUCUGCAGUUGUUAAAUGCAGCCCUACCAUUUGCUUCCAUUCAACAAGACUUCCCUCCGUUUAUUUUAAAAUCUUCGUUUACCUUGGAGUUAUGGGAGGAAAACAAUGUUUUCUUGAAGAAUUCAAGGUAUAACCAGGUGAGUAAUUGAUACACAAAUUUUCAUCGUGGAGGUGAAGUAUGCCUUUAACAGUUCUGUUGAAAUGUUGUCACUAUUUAUGUUUUAAGUGCAGGAUUGGCACUUGUUUUUUGUUACCUGACAGAUUUUAGUUUUUGCAUGGUGACUGUUAGCCUUUUUUUCUUUUUUUUCUGUUCCCAUCCCAUGGAUGGAUAGAGAGAAACUGAUACAAUUACCAAUAUAUGCUCAUUGAGAGAUAAGUGGACUUAAAUCUAAUUAAGCAAGUGAAUAAAACAUAAUGUGUGAAAAGA
Messenger RNA from Anoplopoma fimbria (sablefish), 3154 nucleotides. It is a transcript of the gene rad17, whose product is annotated as RAD17 checkpoint clamp loader component. Gene Ontology annotation, biological process: DNA damage checkpoint signaling; mitotic DNA replication checkpoint signaling; DNA repair. The transcript has 17 exons. Gene Ontology annotation, molecular function: ATP hydrolysis activity; chromatin binding; DNA clamp loader activity. Lineage: Eukaryota; Metazoa; Chordata; Actinopteri; Perciformes; Anoplopomatidae. The coding region runs from base 165 to 2087 and encodes 640 amino acids. The record is from RefSeq and is a predicted model, not a curated record. Gene Ontology annotation, cellular component: Rad17 RFC-like complex; nucleus.